ACACAAAAGGCUCGCCAACAAUGAUUACAUUAUUCACUGGUUAGAUUACAGGUAAAACUGUUGGACGUAAAGCAUCGCCUAACAAGAGUCCGCAUAAGCUACUCGAGUGAAUAUGCCACGCACUGGACUUUAGAUAGACUCACAUCGCAAGAUAUUUAAGGGUUACCUAAACGUGAGGCUGUUACAAAACUGGCAAGAUCGAAGGAAAUCCAAGUGCGACACACCCGGUACAUCUGUUUGUGCCCUGCUCUGGGGCCAAACCAGUGUUCUUGUUAUUUAUUUAUUUAUUUUUGUGAGCCGGGACUCCUCCCUUUUCUAUACAAACACAUUCACUUGCUGGAUUUAACCCGAUCCGCUUGCAAAGCGCCUGGAGCUACGAGCGACUGCUACCACCACCACCACCACCACCAUCACAGCUGCUGAGCGCAGGGGAGAACGUAAGCUGUGCACACACUCGCGGUCACUAGCGGAAUUGGGCGCGUCUGCUUCGCACUGAGAGCAGGUUUAUCAUUUUUGGAUAAAUAUCUCUAAUGAAAUAAUCUUGAUGUGCCUUUGUCUCCUGUGGAUGUUUUCAAUAACUACUGAAAAAAAAGACACACACUGGUACAGAGUGUGGUACCUGUGAUCUACAAUGCUGAAUAAGCUGAAAAAAGUGUCUGGGUGAUUAUGCAGACAUCCCAGCAUGAAUCUGGUGGACCUGUGGUUAACUCGCUCCCUCUCCAUGUGCCUGCUCUUUCAGAGUUUUGUCCUCAUGAUAUUAUGUUUUCAUUCUGCAAGUAUGUGCCCCAAGGGCUGCCUCUGUUCACAUCUGGGUGGGCUGAAUGUAAGCUGUAGCAAUGCCAACCUUAAGGAGAUCCCAAAGGACCUUCCACCCGAUACCACUUUACUCUACCUGGACUCAAAUCAGAUAACUUCCAUCCCCAAUGAAAUUUUUAAAGACCUUCAUCAGCUCAAAGUGCUUAACUUGUCCAAAAAUAUCAUUGAGUCUAUUGAUGAGCAUGCCUUCAAAGGAGUAGAAGAAUCCUUGCAAACCCUAGACCUUUCCGAUAAUCGGAUUAAAACUGUGCAUAAGAACACUUUCAACAACCUAAGAGCUAGAGCUCGGAUUGCCAACAACCCAUGGCACUGUGACUGCACCCUCCAGCAGGUUCUGAAAACGAUGGUCUCAAAUCAUGAAUCUGCCAACAGUGUAAUCUGCAAGACAUCAGUGUUGGAGGAGCACACGGGAAGGUCAUUCUUGAAAGCAGAUGCAGACCUCUGUAAUCUUCCAAAAAAGACCACCGAUUAUGCUAUGCUAGUCACCAUGUUUGGCUGGUUCACCAUGGUGAUCUCAUAUGUUGUAUACUAUGUACGACAGAAUCAGGAAGAUGCAAGGCGACAUCUGGAAUAUUUAAAAUCUCUUCCAAGUAAGCAAAGGAAACCUGAUGAAGCUGAUGAUAUAAGUACUGUUGUAUGACACUGUGCAACCCUUGCAUGGACUACCGAAAAGACUGGAAUAAUAACAUUUUAAAAAGCAGAACAAUGUUUAUAUCAUUAAGAAGAAAAGAUUAUUAAGUAAAAUAUUAGAGAUUUUGGAAACAAAAAUUUUUGUUUUAGAAAUGAAUACAUUUUCUGUAGAAGUGUUUAAAUUUCAAGGAAAGGAAGACUGCAAAAGUCAUUACUUGAUAUAGAAUGAUAAUGAUAGAUGGAUAACUUGACGCAUAAGGUUAUGGCAUACGUCGUGCUAUCCGGUCCAAAACAAAAAAAAAUGUACGCUUGUGGGCAAGAAACAGAGAAACUACUGUGCAAUAUAGUUUUUAUAACAAGAUGAAAUAAAUUUCAGCGUGGGGUAAAGUGGGGUAAAGUGUCAAUUCUAAAAAUUUAAUACCGAUUUCAUUUUUCAAGUCCAAGGACCAAUUCUUUAUUUUCAUAAUAAUUGUACUUAUUGUUCUAACUAAACAUUACCUUCACAGUUUAAAACUCGAUUAAAGGAUGUUAUGGUGUCUAAAGGCUCAAGUUCAUUUACAAAUACUGGGGCCCAAAUGGUGAGUUACUAGAUGGUCAAAGAGCGAGAGCUUAAUAAAUAUAACCUUCCAUAAAUAUUGUUUAGUUAAAUAACGUCUUAUAAAAAUGAUAUUUUGCAGAUAUUACUUAAUUUGGUCAAUGGGGAAAUAGUCUUUUAGCAAGGGUGCCACACAGUUUAGUUUGGUUGUUGAGAGUAAAGAGACUAAAAAUUCCAUAAAUAUUUUUAUAAAAAUCUCUUUUACAUUAGUUAUCACUGCUGUUACUGGGGUACUGAGUUCAAAUCCCACCCUGUGUGCUGUCUUUGUGGAGUUUGCACUUAUCCCUUUGUACACAUCAGUUUUCUUUGGGAACUGCUUGUAGGUUGAUUAGCAAGUAUGACUGUAGGUAUGUGACUUAAUGUCACUUUGAUGGGCUGGAUACCUGUCCGGGUUUUGCUCCAGCCUUAUGCUCAAUGCACCUCCCAACCAAUUGGGUGUUUAAAUAAUGGACUGAAAAGAUUUAAUGAAUAUUUCUUCAUACAUUCAUUAUGCAACAAAACUGUAAAAUAGCCUCAAAUCAGCUUGACAUGCACAUAAUAUGUAUUAUCAUAAUAA
Molecule: messenger RNA, 2597 nt
Organism: Erpetoichthys calabaricus (reedfish)
Lineage: Eukaryota; Metazoa; Chordata; Cladistia; Polypteriformes; Polypteridae
Gene: lrrc3b
Product: leucine rich repeat containing 3B
Exons: 2
Coding region: 683-1456 (257 amino acids)
Cellular component (GO): extracellular matrix
Molecular function (GO): protein binding
Source: RefSeq, a predicted model, not a curated record